AUGAAACCUGCCGCUACCUUCGCGACAAUCAUGGCGGUAGGUGCUUUCAUUGCAGCAAAAGGUGCGCCGAAUGCACCUGCACUUCGUGGCCUGCGUAUGAGCGCAGAUAUACCCACGGUCAAAGAAAAUACCGAGGAAAGCAGGAAGGGCCACCACCACCAUGUCAAGAAAGUCAAGAAAGUCAAGAAAAUCGCUAUUCCCGUGCCUGUGGAGGUGCCGCAUUUCAUUCCUGUUCCCGUCAGCAUCCCGUCCACAGUGAUAGCUGGCUCCAACACUGCCGUCGUUGACUCCACCACCAAUGUCGCCUCUACCAAUGUCGCUUCUACCAAUGUCGCCUCUACCAAUGCCGCUUCGAACAAUGUCGUUGCCGCAGGGACUAACGUGGCACUGGGAACUGCAGCUGUCACGCCAGCUCCGACGACUGCAAAUGGACGUCCAGUGGCAACCCCUGCACCUACGGUAACCCGAGGAUCAAGGGCCACGCCGGCACCAGCGAACGUUUCCAGUGCAGAUCCAUCUCCAGCACAACAGCCAGGAGCUGCCGCAGCCAUUCCUCAGUCUGGUGACGCAGGCAUAGCCGGGGUGCUUUCUGGCGGAUUCCCUACAAACACCGGCGGGUUUGGUGGAAAUCCUACGGGCACCAUCGGUGGCGGCUUCGGUGGUGGCAAUCAGAUGCCUGGUUUCGGUGGUGGUAUGUUUGGUGGAGCUGGUGCUGGCAUGGGCGGCUUCAACGGAAAUGGUGUGAACGGCUUCAAUGGGAAUGGUGCGGGCGGCUUCGGGCAACAGACGCGAUUCGGCGCGCAAGGUAGGAACGCGUUUGGUGGAAUUGGUGGGCAGGGUGCAAGGGGGAACUUCGGUCCGACUGGCAACAACGGAUUCACCGGUGGCCAGCCUGGGUUUGGAGGUGCCGCACCGGCUGGUGGCAAUGCGUUUGGUAGUGAAGGUUUUAAUCGUCGCGAGCGUCAGCGUCGUCGUUGA
Messenger RNA from Peronospora farinosa, 978 nucleotides. The record is from the annotation of a GenBank genome assembly. NCBI's taxonomy places the organism in Eukaryota, Oomycota, Peronosporomycetes, Peronosporales, Peronosporaceae.